AUGUUGGAAAUGGACACGCAAGCCGAUUCGGGUGGUGAUGAUGUUUUUGACAAGAUCAUGGCCCUCUUUGAAAGUGUUGUGGCUGUCAAGAACUUGGGGGACUAUUUGCAAUCGAGAUUUCCCGAGCCUGCCAGGAUGAGUGAGGCCAUCGAUGAGCUUGUAAUGAGACAUGCAAUCGUCCCACAGACAAAGGCUCACACCCAGUUGAUUCCCAAUGCCUCUGACCACAGCUUUUGGCUGGCUUUGGAUCGCUUCGACUACAGCCCUUCUGCGAAGAGUGGAUUUUAUCCGAGCAACCAGCAGUUCAAGAAGCACUUUGGGGAGUUCUUACGCUACGGAUACAAGCCACAUCUUGGCGCGAUCGAAGUGAAAUUUCCGUUCCGGGACUCGACACGGACCAUCCCACCACAUUCGGUGGGGCUGGUUGAUGGAUUUGCAAAAAUAGUAAUAAUGCUGAGCAUUGUUGCGAUGGUCAAGGAGCUUGAGCUUGAGGUUCCGAGAGACUCUCCCUUGGAGGCUACAUUGCACAGCUUCGCUACUGUGCAUUGUUCAUACUCCCAUUUUCAGCACCCUGCACACCAUUUCCUAUACUCAUUGAAAAUGGGAUUUGUUACGGCGGAAAAGCUCACGCCCAGCCCAUUGACCAUCGUGUCAGAUUUGGGAAAGGCUCUUGAGCUGGAACGUGCGAUGUCCACCAGUCGAACCCGGAUUCCUCUCAAAGACGCCAUGAACAAAGUCAUCGCAGACUUCAACCGGCUAGUCACCCUGAAACGACACCGGGUGGACACCGCACGGCGCAAUUUGGCAUACAACCUGCUUCGCUGCCCAGCUGAAUCGCUCACCUUGCUCCAUGCACAUUACGAUCAGUUCAAACAUGAACACGCAGCCCUCCCCCACGAAAUCUUGGAGAAAGAUUUCUACGUGCCCAAUCUACCUGUGCGGAGUGAUCACUAUCGCGGGAGCAAGCAGCUUCAACAGAUCAUGCAGCUGACGCCGGAAACUGUGAUGCUGUUUUUCAGCCGGACGACACAGGACUUUGCAAGGAAAGUCUCCAAAGACGCCUCGUUCAAAGCAAAGAAAAUGAAUCAGCUUGAUCUUGAUGGCCAGAUCUUGCUCCACGACUGUUGUGUGCUCUGGAUUUGGGUGAAGAACAAGAUGCAGGAUAUGUUCCCCCAAUCUGUAAUCGACCAACAUGACGAGUUUUUCCGACAGGGGUUGCUGGACUCUGAUUUGCAGUCAGUGCUGAGAUCCGGUGAGGACUUUGAUGUCAAUCGCCUACCAUUCCUUCUCGAGGCGCACGGGAAAACGCUUGAGACCUACGUUCAAGAACAUCAAGACAAGGCCAAAAACGCACUGGCCCGAUCCCAUGAAGCGGCCUUCGCCUCAUGGGUUGAAGAUUUAAAGGCAGAUCAGACAGAAUUUCUUUCCGAGAAGAUCCUGAUGGAAAAGGAGGGUGCCAAGACACGCGCCAAGCUUGUUCGACAGCUCGAGGAAUGUCACACCCGGGCCUGGGAUUGCGUUCGCAACUUCUGCUGUGACCACCUCAUGUCCUUUGCCGGAAAGAGCAGCGAUGCCGAAUCGACGCUGAUGCCGUCAGCCCGGUCAUGGUUGAAGGAGCAGGCUGCUGAGCUGGGCAACUCAAAGGAUGACCACUCCAUAGUCAUCUUUUGCAUUUGCCCAGCUAUGGGGAUCCUUUCAGCUUCAAGAAUCAGCUUCCUGCUCAACUUUAUCACCAACACGUUGGCGGAUCAUCAGUUGAAUGGAGUAUGUUAUCUGGUGAAGCCUAACAGAGCUGGACAGCUGGAAAGCAGCAGGAAAGCUGAUGUGAAGCAGGAGAAAGACAAGGACCAGGUCAUGAAGGACGAGGAGACAAAGAAUGAGGACGCCGAAGAGUCAGAGUCCGAGGUGGAUGAAAAAUGUAAGAGAAAGGAGGAAUCUGAGGCUGUUGAGGUCAGGGAUGUCACCUACAACCUUGAGAAACAACUCGCCAUGAAAGAUCGCAAUCUCAAGCUCCGCAAUGUCACAUGGGUAUUUGAACCGGACACUGUCUACGGGCGACGGGACGGGGUCAUUUCAGGCAUCGCGAUCACGCACAAGAAUGAAGGAAAUCGCAUGAGGCAAACCCAUGGCUGGAAAACUGGGGUGGUGAUGGGCAUUCGUAUGUGCCCCCGCAAUGAAAUGUACAAGCCUGAGGUGGCAGCAUCUCCGAAGUCGAAGUUGCCUCAUAUGGGACGAGCCAUGACGGACGUGCAGGAGAUGAAGCAGGUGGCUGCUGGAACGAGUUUCGUCAGAGAGACUUUGAAAGCGUUCUCUAUGCCCACUUCAAAAGCUUCAUUGUUGGUGGACAUGGCGGGGUAUGAUGGGUUUGUAGCACUGGCAGCUUUGGAGGAAAUCCGAGAGGGUAACGUCGCUACUUGCGCAACUCUCACUUUAGACCACAGCGGAGUGGAGUUGAACCACAGGGUCGCCAACGCUGUCUACGAGGAUGCAAGGGCAGGUCGUCUUACUGUGCCCUCAUUCCCAUCCUUUCAGCCCUUGCUCAGCGCCCUGAAGAGUGGUCAGAUGUCUGAGAAGACAAAAUCGUUCAGGGUCAGCGCUCAACGAUUGGACAAGUUGUUGGUGCUUGAGGCGCUGGCAAAGAAGUGGUUAGAUAAUGAACUCACUUCGGACAAGGCCAAGGCUCUGAUAGACGAGCACAACAAGGAGUUCAACGCACAUGGAGAUUACUGGAUUGCAGAGACUCCUGAACCUGCGGUUGAAACAGCUACAGCAGAGGAGCGGCCUGCAAAGCGGAUCAAGAUCGAGUCUUGCAGCUCUGAGGAAGUUUCGAAGUUGGCCAACCCGAAAGUUCUGUCGCUGAACAACAUCUGCGACAUGAUCACGGAUGAGGAGGGGAAGAGUCUCUACAUGGUUUCUCGUGGAACGAAUCAAUUCCUUCAGAACAGGGAGUUGUUCAGCUUUGGACCAGGAGAAUGGCGUGACGGACCUGAGGGUCAGGAAGUCAUGGAUGAUGCUGAAGGACGAUGGCUGUCCUUCUGUGUCAAAAAGUCUGACCUUAUGAUUCUGGAGCGGAAAUCGAUCCCGCAGCACCUCUCUGGAUUGGAGUGCCUAGAAACACCCGCCUCUUUCGUAUCUGUGCUCAACGAUCUAGAGGAUGCAGGAGAAGUCAAGAUCGAGGUGUCCCACCACACUAUCAGUCAGGACGCGGAAUGGAAGAAUGCCAAACCCUUGGUGUUUGUGGCCGACGAGGUACAAGUACCCCGCAAGCCAGUGGCCAAAGAAGAGAAGGUACCUAAGAAAACUAAGAAACCAAAGAAACCCCAGGCAUCACGACCAAGAACUUCGGAUCGCACCUGCAGAUUGCCAAAGUCAAAAAUUCGCAGAUCUUGGCCCUAG
This is a messenger RNA of Durusdinium trenchii, 3396 nucleotides long. Lineage: Eukaryota; Dinophyceae; Suessiales; Symbiodiniaceae. The record is from the annotation of a GenBank genome assembly.